AUGGCUUACGAUGGCUACCAGAAUAGCUCGAACCCGUACUCUCAGAUGGGCCAUGUCAAUCAGAUAGACCCGAACGAAUAUCGCCCAACGUCCUAUACUCCACCUUAUCCAUCUCAGUAUGGAUCCGAUCGACUCAAUAUGCCACAGCCUUCGGUGCCCCCCAUGUCGUCGUCCCCGUCCAACCAAUACCACCAUGCGUAUCAGGAUCCGAAUAUGUGGCAGCAGCAGCAACAGCAGCAGCAGCCGCCACCACCUCCACAAUCACAACCCCCCAAUACGGGAAGGAUAAACGAUGCUGUGAACUCGGCAUUCAACAAUCAAGCCGACAACUCCAACUACCUGCCACCGGAGGUUCUGUCGCAAAUCACGGCGACCGUUAUCCAACAACUCAAAGAGACUGGAUUAAAUAACCUGCAAGGUGAUCAGCAGUCGUCAUACCUUCCUCCCCGGCCAUCGAAGCCAUGGAGUCCCGCUGCAACCAGUUCCGUGCCCAGCGAAGCUUCACCUUCGCCGUCCAUGGGCAUGCACAACCCGUCUCCGAGCCCGACACCCAACUCUGGCCAUGAGGGCACCAAUUUCCCGCCGCCGCCGUCUGCGGGCUAUUCUGGUGUUCCUCGCUUCCACAGAGUGUCGCCCGCUCCUGUAGAGAGGCGGGAUUCGCCGGCUAGCCAGGCCAGCGACCAUAGUCAUCGCGUGGAGUCUCGACCGAAGCCACCACCGAGGGAUGAGGAUGCCACGGUCACUGAGCUGACUACCUUGGAAAAGAUAUGGGGAAAGCUUUUCGAGAACGGAAAGCCCACUGAGAAGUUGGGACAGUUUUUGCGCGGGAUCGCUAUCGAAGCUUAUCCUCCAGAAAACACCCUUGUGAUAACCCCGGAAAAGAUGCAAAAGUUCUAUGAGGAUACCAAAAUAUCUGGUGAUCCCUAUCCCUGGCAGGAUAUCUUUGAUGAUCGCACAUCCUCGAUCUCCAGGUUGUUCCGUGAGGUGGAAGCGGAGCACCACCUUGUGCAGAACAAACUAAACGAACGACCGGAUAUCCCAGGAUUAACGCCGCGCGGAUUCCAGCGAUGGGCCACAUUGAUGAUUCGCGCUCACCCCGAAAAGGAAUAUGAGCGACUCAAGAAAGCCGUACUCAAUAUGCCUAUUAGCAAUCCUGACAACAAGAAGGAGCGGUUCCCCAAGGAGAUACCGCGGCGACUCUUCCCGGAAACACCGAUCCUUCCCUUGCGAGAAGAAGUGGAUCAAUUCAUCAUGAAGCACUGCGGGGUCGAUCUACCUCCGAUUACAGAUGAGGAAGUUAAACAAGCCGCGGCGCAUCGCCACAAACCUUCGACUAGCUCCUCCGUGUCAGGGACGGAAUCUGCCUCUGCCUUGGUUAGUGAACGAGAGCGCAAGCUAAAGCCAUACCAGGCGUCUGUUUCGGCUGUGGUAGAUGACGACGAUGAGGACAAAGAGAUUCCACCCCAGCCAAUCGAACGACAAAGGAAACCAUACUCGGCACAGCCGGGAGGGGGGAAGAAUUACGAGGAAAAGAAAACCUCCGGGCACCGGCAUACCCAAUCGUUCUCUGGUGGCUCUAUUCCUAAGGAGAGUCUUUCCGGCCUCGGACAAAAGCAGCCAGAAUCAUACGGCCAGGAUUCACUCUAUUCACGCGGUUCUUCGCAUCCAUUUGGCAGGCGAUCCCGAAGUCCGUCCCGAGUAAACCCAAGUGACUACAGGCACUCCGAAAGUGACCUCCUGCAGAGCAACGGUGGUCUGUAUGGGACCUCUCCGGGUGGCUAUUAUGGAUCCGGUGCAGGCACCCUAACGGGCGAUAUUCUUGAGGACAACCGACGCCGACGCGAUCUUGAACGCGAAAACGAGGAUUUGCGAUUGUAUGAAUCACUGCGAGAACGCGAGAAGGAGCGCGAGAAGACCAAGUAUAGCGAUCAUCUCCCAUCUCGAUCUAGCUGGUCUAACGACGAGGAUUUCUAUCGCGGCAUGCUCGGUGGUCAGGGUGGCCAAGUCGGGGGCGGCAGCAGUGGAUAUGAUUACAAGUCGUACGGAUUCAAAUGA
Messenger RNA from Aspergillus affinis, 2055 nucleotides. RefSeq lists its product as uncharacterized. The transcript is spliced from 3 exons. The record is from RefSeq and is a predicted model, not a curated record. NCBI's taxonomy places the organism in Eukaryota, Fungi, Ascomycota, Eurotiomycetes, Eurotiales, Aspergillaceae. Bases 1 to 2055 code for a protein of 684 amino acids.